Molecule: messenger RNA, 2853 nt
Organism: Papilio xuthus (Asian swallowtail)
Lineage: Eukaryota; Metazoa; Arthropoda; Insecta; Lepidoptera; Papilionidae
Exons: 15
Coding region: 212-2608 (798 amino acids)
Source: RefSeq, a predicted model, not a curated record
AAGCGCAGUGGCAAUCUGACGAUAUUUAUAGACGGUUGCUUUUUCAAUAGAAUAAAGUAUUGUGUUUGAUGCUGUUUUUUUACAUGAUUUAUUUAUUAGAAUUGGAGAAAAUAUACAUUAGAUUAUGUUUGUAUUAAUUAUUUCUAACGACAAACUUUCAUUGUCGUUAAUAAUUAGCAUUGUUUAUCAAAAGGGAAUGUAAAUAGUCACUAUGAUAGUUAUAAAUAUACUUAUAUUAGAUGUAUUUUUUACAUCGUACAGUGUAUUUGCGAAGGAAUUCGACAGCGAUGAUGACAUGUACAUGUUCGUAUCACCUGACCAACACCUACGGACGCCGCGACUUGAAGACUUCUUCUGGACGGGCUCCGGCGAUGGGCCUCCACCUCCCGACAGCGCAGUACCGGCACCUUCGCCCUCCACACCUAUCGUACGCACCACUACUGUGCUGGCUACUGUAUACUUGGAUUCCUAUCCACCACAGGCGGUGACAGAUAAAACGACCGGUGACUGCAUAUUGAACUGCGGAGAAAUAAGCGUGCCUGACAGCUUGGAGCCCGAAAUACCCGAAGACCGUCGCUACUGGCUGCUGACAGUCAUACAAGGUUCUACUCCAGACAGUCUACAACUCAGACUAGCAAGAUUGUAUCAGAAAGCGUUCUUAAGGCAGCAAGAAAGACAUCUCGGAAUUAUAAAAUCCCUUGAUGCUCCUACACCGAGAAAGAAACACGAUGUUCAUUCUUUUGUUGUUAAUAAAGAAAUUAAUUUGAAUCUAUCUGCCAAUAGUUCUGAACCAGUAAAAUAUUUAGAUGUUCAUAGUUCUGUGAUCAACAUCAAUGAUUUUGUAUUGAACACGAUCACAACUAUAACUGAACGUACAUCUUCUAAUACUUCGAAUACUUUUAGUCGUGUAAAUCCAGAAAAUUUAGAAGCAAUCAACAAAUCAUUAGUACCUGAAAAAGUAAUUAAGCCUACAAAGUUGAGUGAAUCAGAAUUAUGGGUACUGGUAACACCUACAGUAAUUUUAAAAAAGAGAGAAAUAUCAAAAGCUGAAACACAGAAUGUUCCAGAUCUUAUCGAUAUACCUUUAGAAGAGGAAAACAAUGAAACAACGUUAUUUAAAAGAGAGAUACUAAAACCUGAGCAACAACCACCAGUUCGUGUUCAUAUACAAAAUAUAACUGAGUCAUCAGAGACGGGUAGCGUGCAGAUAGUAUAUGUGGUGCUGGUGGGCGGACGUGCGGUUCCUGCCGCGGUAGCCGCGCGCGACAUGCGCCUUGUCAGAGAUGCAGAGGUGGCCAGCGAGCUUGGUGCCGCUGUCACUACUAAAGCGGAGCCAGCGUACCUGAAGGCGGCGGAGGGGCUGGAGGGUGCGGAGGAAGGAGUGCACGGCGUGGAGUUGUGGGCGAUGGCAGUCGGCGCCAGUGUCGCGGUGCUCAUCCUAUUGGUGCUGCUCGUUCUGCUGUGUUUUGCUCACAGACGUAAGACAAAGAAAUCAGCAGCAUCAUUUCGAGCAUACCGCAACGAGCUGAUGAGGGAAGUAGAACGCAGUCAGAUGAAGCAAGUGCAUGAAGAACGGGAUGGGAAGCUUAUAAGCGUGGUAUCUCCGAGUAGAACAAGACCUAGCAGCACGUUACUGCCGGUCUACAGAGCGGGUAGUGCUUCGGGUUCAUCCACUACGUCAUCCGGUGUGUCAGAAGUGGCAGCCGCUCUCCGUCGCAGACAGAAGAAACCGCACGCGCUCAAAAUGCCGCAUAAAAAGAGAGUGGGGACUACGGACAGCCUGUUGGUGUCAGCUGGUCUGGACAGCUCGGACAGCGCGCCCCCCACAGCGCCGCACACCCCCACCUCAUAUCUCUCAAUGCCUUCUAUCGCUGCAUUUCCCAGAGGUAACACAGUGGAGCCUCUAUCUCGUAUCCUGGAGCCGGUGUCAGUCCGUCACUUGGACAUGGACAGUCCACCGCCCAAACCCUCGAGUCAGCCACGCCGUCAGAUGACCUCGCAGCUUGUACGCCUCGGCAGCAUUGAUAAGGACCCUGGGGUCAUUGGACCUCUGGUCUGGGACCUGCACUGUCAGAGGGUCAAGAGUGCAUCAAAAUCAAAGAGUCCAGUAAGACAAGUCUCUCAAGAUGUCGCGGGUGGUCCGUCGCGCAUGCGGCAGCGCUUCAAUGAGCUGGUGGACGACGCGUUCACAUUGUUCGGCAGCGCGUCCAGCGCCUCUCACGACACAUACACACUGGAUAGAGAUGAUAGAAGAGAGGACACUGAGUUGGGCGUGACACAAGCUCGCAAUGACAAUGUACGACUUGCCACAGCAGACACCACACGGGGCCGUUCAGCUGGCACAGGACGGGGACGUGCAGGACCCAGUGGGGGCGAAACGCCGCGGCCGCGCACCUCAUUCACGCGUGUGGGGGAGCCCCGCGCGCCGCCUUCACGCGCCUGGGGGCACACGCCCCCGCAGUCGUUAACAUCUCGCGUACCAACGGUCAACCCGAACAUCAUCCUAGCGGAAGGUCGUUUGCCAGCCGACGAUCCAGCGCUGCCACUUAUAUCUGCCAUCAAAGAUGAAAUAAAACGCGUCCGGGACAACACUAGUAACAAAACUUAGGCUUAGUUUAUCCAACAAACAACUCCUAUUGUCAAAAAUUAAUGUAAAAUCAUCAAAAAUAUGUUUUUGUAUUGUAUGAGUAUUGCGGCAAUGGAAACUUGAUAAAAUAACUAGAUACCUUGUGCUAUCAGUUUUUUUUAGUAGUAAUUAAGAUGUAGAAUCUAUUGAUUAAUUGCCAAAGAUUAUUGUAAUAAUCAGAUUUUACACAACUCAUUUUCACAAAGAAUCACUUCGAUGUAAAAUUA